AUGAGUCUUACUGUUUCCCUUCAGGUUUAGGAGCGGAGGUCAAGCGAAAGUACUGGACUAUGAUUCUUAAAGAUGAAUUCGGCGCUAUGUGCUGGCCUGGACGAGCCGGGAAAUUCCUGCUCCUGUCCGUGUCUCUCGUGGUUCUCCAGGCCGAUGUUACGUCCUCAAAGAACGCACACUACUCGUGGAAAACAGGUCAGUGGGGCCGGUGUAAAGGAGAAGAAUGUGGCUCAAGCGGUGUUCAAUCUCGCAGUGUGUGGUGUGUUCACUCAGAUGGCUGGCACACACACCACUCCAACUGCCAACACUCCGUCAGGCCUGACACUCAGAGACCCUGCUUCAAAGUGUGUGAGUGGCAUCAAGACCUGUUCGAAUGGGACGUGUCCGAGUGGAGUUCUUGCUCUCUCACUGUGACCUCUAACGAACUGAGGACACGACCCCUGGCAUCCGAGUGUGUCACCGCCCAGCACGGCAUUCAAAGACGUUCUGUCCGCUGCGUCCGUGUGUUAAAUGGCACGUCAGUGUCCAAUCGGAUCUGCGAGUUCUUUUCUCCUCGGCUACCUCUGGAACAGGCGUGUCUGAUCCCGUGCCCUCUAGACUGUGUGGUUUCUGAUUUCUCCUCAUGGUCACGCUGUAGCGGAGUGUGCGGGGUGGGAUUGAGGCACCGGACACGCCAUGUUCUAGCAGCACCCGCAUACGGUGGAGCUAGAUGCCCAAAUUUGAGCGAAACACAGCCAUGUGAGCACACUAUGCCAUGUCCUAUAGAUGAGGACAGAAAUUUAUAUAGCCUGAAGGUGGGGGCGUGGAGUGAGUGCAGACUUCCAGAGCAGAAAGAUGCGCUGAUGAAUGGAAGGACAACCUUGGAUUUUGCUGUUAAGGAGAGAAAUAUGGUAAAGAGACAUGUUCAAGAUGGCCGAUACCAACAUACACACCGUGCACACCAACACUACGAGUAUCAUGAUGAUCAGGAUCAAAAUCAACGACAUGUUUAUCGAGACAUUCGCCAACAAAACCAAGACCAACUUCAAGACCAAACCUACCUUCACCAACACCAGUGGAAAUUCCAAGAUACAAACCACCAGCGUAAAUUUUAUCAACAUGAACAAGGUUAUCAAGACAGAACCCAACAAAUUAUUCAAAACCCAAACCACCAAGACCACCUCCUAGACCAAAACUAUUCACAAAAUCAACUUGACCCACCUCAGCAUUUCAAUCAACGAAAUAACAAACAAACCCACAUCCAUUCCAGUGAAGGUCAAAGCCAGGUUCAUCAAGACCAAUUUCAUGACCAAAUCCAACAUCAUCAAACAAAUGGACUUCACCAGAACCAAACCCAUCAAUACCGUCACCAUCAUCAAGCCCAGCCCCAUCACUAUGAGGCAUCCAGGCUGUUGAUUGUGGAGAUCGGCUACCAGACACGGCAGGUUCGCUGCACAGCCAGUGAUGGGAAGAACUCUGUGCUGAGUCUGUGUUCGCGAGAAGACGCUCCUGCAACCUUCCGCUCCUGCGUCAUGCUCAGAGACUGCCAGACGUCCGAUUGGUCGUCCUGGAGCGCGUGCUCGAAGACCUGCCAAUCAUCAGAUCUGUCUCCCGGCUACCGUGUCAGGAGUCGAACCGUGACACAGCCCGGUGUGGGGCGGGGCAGAGAGUGCCCCGCCCUCCAGGAGAAGGAGGCCUGCAAUAUUAUCGGGGAUUUACUUCCCAAGUGCCCCAGGUACGAGUGGAGGAGUACAGCCUGGAGCGAGUGUCGCAUCACUCCUCUCCUCAGCCAUCAGGAGAAAAAAGCGGUGAACGUCAGCGCUCUGUGUGGAGGAGGAGUUCAGCGCAGGGAGACGUACUGCGUUCAGGUUCAGGACGAGAUGACACCACGGCACAGGAGAGACGUCUCUCGGCCAGUCAGCGUAAGUCUGUGUGAGGACACACUCAUCCCCUCGUCUGUCCGUUCCUGCUCUCUGUCCUGCUCUCGGCCAUGUCUCCUGUCCUCCUGGUCCUCCUGGAGUUCCUGCCUGCCUGAAGACUGCAACCAGGGGAGGCGAGGCUACAAAGAGAGGAGGAGGCGAGUGCUGGGAGAAGGAUCUGGAAGCUCAAAGGACUGUGGCCACCUGGUGGAGUUCAUACCCUGUGAAGAUCCCGUGUGUUUCCAGUGGCAUGUCGGGGAUGAGGGAGCAUGCGUGCCUAAUGAGGGGAGUUGCGGAUCGGGCAGCCGGAAUCAAACUGUGACCUGCGUCAAUUCUGAAGGUGUGGGUGUGGAGGCGGGGCUUUGUGAUAAAACCCCACCCCCUGUGGAGGGACCCUGUGACGUGGCCUGUCCCGGUGACUGUGUGAUCAGCUCCUGGUCUGAUUGGUCUCCGUGUUCUCAGUCCUGCGCCAAGAAAAACACAGAGGGCAGGCAGAGUCGCUCACGCACCAUCCUGGCUUUACCUGGGGAAGGGGGUAAAUCGUGUCCUCCUGCGCCGUCUCUGGAGGAGUGGAGAUCCUGUAAUGAAAAUCCAUGUGUGGUGUUUUAUUGGGAAGCAUCUCAGUGGGGUCCAUGUGUCCCUGAUCCGUCCGUGUCUCUAAACACAAGUGAUGUCAGCAACGAGACGUCGAGCUGCUCAGCAGGGCUUCAGACGCGCAAAGUCACCUGCAUGAAGAUCAACGGUGGAGCUCUCACCGCAAAACGCUGUCCUGACUCAGCGAGACCGGACUCGGUGCAGUCGUGUGUGUUACCCUGUAGGAGAGACUGCAUGGUGUCUCUGUUCAGUGAAUGGACAGCCUGCCCUGCCACCUGUCUACCUGAUAACACAUCCACAUUCACUCAAUCACGCUACAGGAUGGUGGUCCAGCGAGCAGCCAAUGGGGGUCAGGAGUGUCCCGAUACUUUGUUUGAAGAAAGGGAGUGUGAACCACUUCCUGUCUGUCCCACUUACAGGUGGAGGACGCACAAAUGGCAAGCCUGUACGCUGGUGCCGGAUUCAGUCCGACAGGGAGCGAUGGGAGCGGAGGAGGCAUGUGGACGAGGCCUGGAGAGGAGAGCACUGAGCUGUAUGAAUGAGCAAGAUGAGCUGGUUGGCGUGUCGGAGUGUGUACAGUGGGCGGGGCCGAUGCCACCUCAAGUGCAGAGCUGCUGGAUUUCCUGUAAGGACGACUGCACCUUCAGCCCCUGGUCCAAAUUCACAGAGUGUUCAGGAUGUCAAGGGACACGCACCCGCAAACGCACUGUCACAGGGCGGAGCAGGAAGCGAGAGCGCUGUCUGAAGGAAGACAUGUAUCCACUAGUGGAAUCUGAGCCAUGUGUGUGUGACGAGGUGGUCUCAGAGCCCUGGGGGAACUGGUCAGUCUGUAUCCUGCCUAGUGUCCCGCCCCCUCUCUUGGCACAUGGAUGGAGAGGGGAAAAGGAAGUACGUGAAUGUGGAGAGGGAAAACGUUACCACGCAAUGGCCUGCCUUGACCAACUGGGGCGCCUCCUCGAGCCAUCUCUCUGUGCAGAGACAGAGCUUCAGGAGGAACCUUGCUCUGUCCCCUGUCCCCUGGACUGUCGUCUUAGCUCUUGGUCCCCUUGGUCCCCCUGCAGUGUGUCCUGCGGCAGCGGGCUAAGGGUUCGCUCCAGAUGGCUACGGGAGAAACCAUUCAAUGGGGGACGGCCCUGUCCCAGACUUGACCUGAGGAAUCAGGCUCAGGUGUCUGAGGUUGUGCCGUGUCGCGGUGUGUGUGCAGUGUAUCAGUGGGUAACAGAGUCCUGGUCCUUCUGUUCCAUCAACACGGUGGAUGAUGGGAGUGCGUGUGGAGAGGGAGUGCAGAGCCGCAAGAUCCGGUGUGUGCUACGUGGCGAUGGUGUUAAUGGGACUCGCAUUGUUAAUGACUCUCUGUGUGAUCAGGAUGAUGCUCCUGCUCAGGCUCGCACCUGCACGCUCCCGUGUCCCGAGGACUGUGUAAUGUCACCCUGGAGUCACUGGACUUCCUGUCCCAUGUCAUGGGAUGUGAACUCUGUGAGGACGAGGACAAGACAGAUGCUCCGCCCCCCUACCGGCCACGCCACCUGUCCCGAGACAAACAAGACGGAGCCAUGCCUCUUCAACGCCAACUCUUUCGUCUACCACUACAACGUCUCUGGUUGGAGCAGCUGCAGGCUGAGCGAGCACGCAGUGUGUGGUGAGGGGACCAGGACUCGGCUGCUUGACUGUAUGCGCAGUGACGGCAAACUGGUGGAUUUGAGUGUGUGUGAAGAGCUGAGACUCUCUCAGCCCUGGACGCUCAGUGAACCCUGCCGUGUGAAUUGUCCCAUCAGCUGCAUGCUCUCUGAAUGGACACGAUGGACCGAGUGCUCACACACCUGCGGAAACCAGGGUACGAUGAUCAGAUCCCGCCGUGUCCUGCAGGAAGCUCACGGGGAAGGACGUCCGUGUCCGUCCCAGCUUUCGCAAACUAAACCGUGUCCCAUCAGGCCUUGCUACAGCUGGCUGCUGGGGGGCUGGUCAUCCUGCAACGUGGAGGGUGCUGAGUGUGGGGAGGGUGUGAGGCGCAGAAACUUAUCGUGUGUUAUACACUGGGGUCAUUGGCCAGAAUCGGCUGGCCCCACACCUGAUGUCCAUGUUUCAGCUGUCCUGGUGGAGGACGAGAGAUGCAAUGAACACUUCAGAACUGAGAAUGAUCAAGAACUGCAGCAGCCAUGUUUCGUCCCCUGCCCAGGCGACUGUCACCUGACAGACUGGUCGUCAUGGAGCUCAUGUCAGCUGACCUGCAUAGAGGGGCGGAGUUUUGAAGUUGAAGGUCAUCAGGCACGCUCAAGAGCUGUGAUCAUCCAGACGCUGGAGAAUCAGGAGAACUGCCCGAACCAAGAAAUUGAGACACAGACAUGUAAAGGGGGAAAGUGCCACAGCUACGAGUGGAAGACUAGUGGGUGGAGCGACAACGUGAGGGAGGUGUGGUGUCAACGAUCAGAUGGGGUCAAUGUCACAGGUGGAUGUUUUGCAGUGAACAAGCCGACGACGGUGCGUCACUGUCACCCUCCCUGCACGAAGCCCUUCUCUCACUGCAAACAGAGCGGAGUGUGUGGCUGUGAGAAGGGCUACACGGAGGUGAUGAACACACACGGCUUCCUGGAUUACUGCACCAGGACACCGGGGGGCACCGGAGACACCCGGAAGGCCGACGUGAAGAGCAGCUCGGGGAGGGUGAAGCCGGGCCCGUCCCAAAUCCACGACUUCUUCGGCGAGUGGUCUCUGCAGGCCCUCAGCCCGGACGGACGGAUAAAGAUGUGGGUAUACGGAGCCACAGCCGGAGGCUUCAUCCUCAUUCUCUUCAUCAUCACCGUGUCCUUUCUCUUCUGUCGAGCAGAUAAGCAGAGCAACUCUCCUCCACUGCAGAAAGCAUUGUCUCUGGCCUACGAUGGAGAUGUGGACAUGUGACAGAGCCUUCAGAGAACCAGGAGCUCUCCCUGCACCACACAGAGUGUUACAGACCGGGAGCUCUUCACCAAACCCUGAGAACGGAGCAGAGUUUGGAGUGUGUGAAGUGUGUUUUGGUUACCUUUAGUUUGACAUUCGAUAAGGACAAUGAAGUGGACAUCUCGGGGACGCUCUCACCGUGUGGAUGUGUAUCACUGGGGGAAAAAAGAGGAGAAAAAAUUUGAAGAACUUCUUUCCGUAUUCGCACAAAAGAUCAAAUUGUAACUGACUGAUGAGGAAAUAAACAAACAACUCCGAUACUAUGCACUAUAUUAGUGCUUUCUUCAAUUAUAAUUUUUUUUAAACUGGUUUUUAGUGUUUGUUUUUUUUCAUCGUGAUGCAGCUGGAGUUUUCAUCAUGUGAUGUAUAUGAAUGUACACGCAGGCCUGAUCUUCAUCUUCGACUGAAACCAAAAGAGAUCGCUGAAUCAGCCCAAGACCUUUCUGACCUUUCACCCUUGGCCCUGUAGCUUGUCCCCUCUUCCACCAGCAGCUGGUCCUCUUCAUUCUUCUCAUAAACAGGAAGUGGAAUGAGAAGAGACAGCUCUGUCUUCAGUAGGUGUAGAUCAUAAACCAGGUGUUUUGAUCAACAUUCUGUUUAUGCACUUGGUGUUCUUUUAGGUUGCAUUCUUUAAUUAUUAAACUUAAACUGAAAAAUAUUUUUCGGUUAAGAUUCCCACUAACGAGAACAAUAUGUUUGUUUUUUAGGCAGACAAUGUUACACCCAAAUUUAAUAAUCAACUCACCUGAAGAGCUCAUAUUGUCCUGGCACAGCAACCUGUGUUAUUAAUUUAACCUGUGUUACUAAUCGUAAUCAGUCUAGUCGAGAGAGUCGGCAUUAAAAAUUGUCGAUUUUGCUGAGAAAUAAAAUGCCAAGAGUGGAAGCAGGAAGAGUGCUGACGGACAGAAGAGAUUUUUGCGAUGGUGAUGUUAAACCACAGCGUCACACCGUCAUGUGCUGAUGCUGUCCAAGAGCACGCUAGAGCAGGGUUCUGUAUGGAACUUUUAAAACUUUUAAAACUGUUUAAAAGUUUAACCCCAGGUGAUAUACCCCUCAAAUGAUGCCUUGUGUUUUAGUGUCUAUGUAAAUGAGCUACUCCAGAGCCCCGCCCCCUUUAUCAAAGCAGAUGUCUCUUUCGGUUCCCCUGCUGCUGUUUGUGCUUCCUUGUUUUCCUGAACCCCAAGAAACAGGAUUCGUAAUGAACUUAGUUAAGCUGUAAGCUAACGCUAACGCACUCUUCUUUAGCUCUUAAAAACAGAUAAAAAACAUGAGGUCAUAUUCUAACUGUCAAUAACUGCCAUAAUUUAAGAUUUAUAUUACUAAACAAAUUUUUAAUUAAGGAUAUUAUCAUAAAUAAACAAUAGAUCAAAUCUGUUGAUACCAAAAAUUAAACACUGUAUUUUGUUCCCCACCCAUAUUCAGACAAUGUAAACAGUGGAGCUUUGGGGGAUUUAAACCUAAAGAUGGAAACCGUCUGAAAGAAAUACCUUAAACUGCAUCCUGGGGCCACUGGAAGUCCAGCCGUGUGUAAAGACCUCCGUGUGUAGUUUAAGUUCACCUUGAAUACUGUGUGAAGAAGAGCUACUCCAUAUUACCUUGCUGCAUAUUGCUUUAGU
Messenger RNA from Clarias gariepinus (North African catfish), 7042 nucleotides. RefSeq names its product thrombospondin type-1 domain-containing protein 7B-like. The coding region runs from base 60 to 5387 and encodes 1775 amino acids. Lineage: Eukaryota; Metazoa; Chordata; Actinopteri; Siluriformes; Clariidae. The transcript has 29 exons. The record is from RefSeq and is a predicted model, not a curated record.